Molecule: messenger RNA, 2359 nt
Organism: Austrofundulus limnaeus
Lineage: Eukaryota; Metazoa; Chordata; Actinopteri; Cyprinodontiformes; Rivulidae
Gene: btd
Product: biotinidase
Exons: 6
Coding region: 86-1621 (511 amino acids)
Molecular function (GO): hydrolase activity, acting on carbon-nitrogen (but not peptide) bonds, in linear amides
Source: RefSeq, a predicted model, not a curated record
GCAUGUGAUCAGUUCGCUGUUCUUUAACCAGGGAGCACUUCUGAGCUCCCAACCAGAUGUUUAAUAAACCAGCGAGAGUGACGAGAUGUUACCGUUCGUUCUCUUUUUUGUCAACAUUUGCCUCGGUCAGCCGGAGUCCGCUGUGGAUUCGUACGUUGCGGCCGUGUACGAGCAUAAUUUGAUCCUGAACCCGGAGCCUCACGUGCCUGUGUCCCGCCACGAUGCCCUGCUGCACAUGCAGAGAAACCUGGACGUGUAUGAAAAGCAGGCUGGGCUGGCUGCACAACAAGGCGCUCAGAUCCUUGUGUUUCCAGAAGACGGCAUUCACGGGUUCAACUUCACCCGUUCAUCCAUCUAUGGCUACUUGGAAACCAUUCCUGACCCACAACAGGAGAGCUGGAACCCCUGCGCGGAGCCAGGCAGACACAACAACACUGAGGUCCUCCAGAGGCUGAGCUGCAUGGCCCGUCGCUUCAACCUCUACUUGGUGGCAAACAUGGCUGAUCUCCAACCCUGUCCCCCGAACACAGACCUGUCCCCAGCAUGUCCUUCUGAUGGGCGCUGGCAGUUCAACACCAACGUGGUUUUCAAUUCUGAUGGCCUGCUGGUGGCACGCUACCAUAAACACAACCUCUACUUUGAGGCGUCCUUCGACACACCUCCACAGCCAGAAAUCAUCACAUUUGAAACACCUUUCGCCGGGAGGUUUGGCCUCCACAUCUGCUUCGACAUCCUGUUCCGAGAACCGACAAUAGCUCUUGUGGAAGAGGGUGUCCGACAGCUGAUCUUCACCACGGCUUGGAUGAACGAGCUCCCACUGCUGGACUCGGUUCAGUUUCAACGGGCGUUCAGCGCCGGCGCCAACGUSACUUUGCUGGCCGCCAACCUUCGGAAAGACCCACGCAGGAUGACAGGAAGUGGCAUCUACACCCCCUUUUCUGCCACCUACCACCACGCUAAGAGGGGAGACCCAGAGGAGGGUCGGCUGAUCGUGGCCAGGGUGCCGGUCUUAGACCCACUGUGGGGGAGACGGAGCACGGACGUAGACGUGACUGGAUCCGCACCAACAGUGGCUACGACCUCUGCGUACUGUCACACAGAGAGCUGYGCCGAUCCUCCCGUUUACCGCACCUUCACGUCAUCCAUGAUGCACGACCCGUUUAAAUUUGUCCUCCUAAAAGAAACAGGAAGUGACCUCACGGUGUGCGACAGCCCCUUGUGUUGCCACCUUCAGUACAAGUGGACGGUACACAAACCCGAGGAGCUGUACGCACUGGGAGCAUUCGCAGGAAUGCACGUCGUGAACGGACGUUACGCCCUGCAGGUGUGCGYGGUGGUCCGCUGCGCAGACCUCGAGCCCAGCUCCUGCGGGCAGGUCGUUGAGGAGGCCGAGUCAAAGCUGGACUUCUCGUUGGAGGGGCGCUUCCAGACCAGAUACGUGUACCCUUCGGUUCUGGCGAGCCGGAUGGUCCUGGAGGAGCCCGAGAAGCUGGAGAAAAGCGCAGAUGGGAGAGUGGCGAUGAAACACUCGAGCGUGACCGGGGGCCUGGUCACGGCCUGUCUGUACGGACGAAUGUACCACCUGGACGGUCYAGAAACACCGCCGGCAGAGUUUCAUUAAAUUUGGAGCAUUUGCACAAACCUGCUAACAACUAAUCAGGAAUAACCAUACACUGAAAUGUGAUUGAAAUCAUUAAAGGAGACAUACGCAUUUAAAUCCUAAAAAACUGUAACGCUUUGGUCUGAAUUCCACCCUAUUGUAACUCCACAAGCCCCCCUUUCAUCUCCUUUUCUGAGGUAUGCAGAUCAACUGUUUUAAGGCUGUCUCUUUAAACCCAAACAAGGUGCUUUAUGACUCAGAGUCUUGGAUACACAAACUAAAUCAAAACAAAUCUGUUUAUUCAUUUGUUACUUAUUCUUUACAAACAUUGCACCAAGUAUCAUCCAACCUCUGCCUGAAAUUUGCAUAAUCCUAAAAAGGCAAUAUUUAGUAAGGUCUUUCUUAAUCGCUCGCGCUCUCUCUUGGUCACACACUCACACACACAACCACACACACCGUGUCACUACUUUCCACCGUCUCCAGCACAGAAAACAAUCAUUAAAUAGUUACAGCAUUGCAAGAUAACGAUCACACAGGUCGUUUGUUCAGGUUCAAACAGCUGUACAGGAAAUAGGUCUGACAUCUACCUGCUGUCAGGAUCAGCUCUUAAAAGACAUAAAUACAAAGAAUUCAUUAACGACUGGUGGCUUCGUAAUCUACACAUUAUUAAUGUUUCUGACAGUCAUUAGUGUCUGCCACGACAGCUGAAUGAGGAACUAUAAAUAAAAAUAAAACAAUUACAAGAAGGAAGAAAAAAAA